Messenger RNA from Lycium barbarum (goji berry), 1446 nucleotides. RefSeq names its product heavy metal-associated isoprenylated plant protein 6-like. The transcript is spliced from 5 exons. The record is from RefSeq and is a predicted model, not a curated record. Bases 146 to 1147 code for a protein of 333 amino acids. Lineage: Eukaryota; Viridiplantae; Streptophyta; Magnoliopsida; Solanales; Solanaceae. Gene Ontology annotation, molecular function: metal ion binding.
ACAUAUUCAACAUACAUACCUUUCUUUAUCUCCCUAUAAAUUCUUCCAAUUGCCUCCUUUUUUCUCUUCAAAACCAUUCCAUUAAUAUCAUUUCAUUUCAUUUAUCCUCUCAAAAAAACUUUACACUAUUCUCCAAUUUCUCCAAAUGGGUGAGAAAAAAGAAGAAACCAAAGUUAAAGGAGAAGAAAAGAAGAAUGAUGGGGGAGAGAAGAAUGCCAUAAUUUUAAAGCUCGAUUUGCAUUGUGAAGGCUGUGCCAAGAAAGUCAGACGUUUUAUUCGCCACACCCAUGGUGUGGAAAACGUGAAAUCAGACUGUGAAAGUGGAAAAUUGAUAGUAAAAGGUGACGUGGACCCCACAUGGCUCAGGGAAAGGGUGGAGAUCAAGACCAAGAAGACGGUGGAGCUAAUCUCAUCGCCGCCCAAAAAGGACGGCGGAGAUAAAAAGUCUAGUGAUAAAGCUGAGAAAAAAACAGAAGACAAAAAGGCCGACGAGAAGAAACCCAAAGAGGCUCAAGUUAUAAGCACUGUGGUGGCAUUGAGGAUUCGGGUGCACUGUGACGGGUGUGCACAUAAAAUAAAACGAGUUAUUAAAAAGAUCAAAGGGGUACAGGAAGUGACUAUAGAAUCAGAAAAAGAUUUGGUCAUGGUAAAGGGCACAAUGGAUAUAAUGAAGCUAACUCCUUACUUGACCGAUAAAUUGAAGCAAAAUGUUGAAGUUGUUUCAUCAAAGAAUGACAAUGGAGGUGGUGAAAAGAAAGGCAAGGAAGGUGGCAAUGACAAGAAGGAGAAAGAGAGCGGCGGAGACAAAAAAGAAAAAGGCGGUAGCGAUGAGUCGAAGGCGGCAAGUGGUGGAGGAGAAGGAGAUAGUAAAAAUGUAGAUGCUAAACAGGGAAAAACAGAGGUGAUCAACAAAAUGGAAUACUAUGGUUAUAAUGCAAAUACGCAUUAUGCAAUGCCUAUGCAACAUCAAAGUCAUAUGAAUCAAGAUUAUGGCCCGACAAUGUAUGAUCACGGUUAUGGUCAUACGGGCUAUGUAGUCGAAUAUGGCCACCAACCACAGUAUGUGCCGCCACCUCCUCCACCAACGUACUUUAAUGCGCCUCAAAUGUUCAGUGAUGAAAAUCCUAAUGGUUGCUUUAUCAUGUGAAAAUGACCCAACAUUCAUCAACCUUUCUAAAAGCCACGAACUCCAAGGAGUCUCGUCUAUGAAGUAGAGCGACCUCCACGACCUCAGUUUCUGGUGAAUCUUCUAGCUUUAAAUAAUAGGAAUUGCGAUUCAGCAAAAUUGUACAUAAAUCUAGUAUAAAGGCUGAAAAAUAGAUAUAUAUGAGGAUAGAGUGUUGUCUUAGGAAAUUUUAUUAGCUUAGUGAACACGGCUAAACCCCCAUUGAGUGGUGGAUUAUUCAGUAUUUAUUCAUUUAUUUUAGUUUGUUUGUAUGUCAUUAA